GAAGCACAGGUAUUAAAAUAAUAAUGAAAAGGGAGAGGAAAAAAAAAAACCUAACCACCAUACACUCACACCUCAACUACCCGCUCCACCGCCGCGGCCACCACCGCCGCCGUGGAGAAAAUGAUGGCUUUGAAGAAAGCCUACGCGGAGAUAAUACUCAACACAUCGAAGGAGGCAGCUGCUCGGAUUAUGGCGUCGGAGAGGAAAGCUUUGCGGUUUCAGCAGGAUCUGUGUUGCCUGAAAGACGAGGCGCUUCGAAUGCUGCUUCGAUUGAGACAAAUGAUUGAUUUUCAGACCACUGAAGCAGAGACAACAUCCUUAAGGCAGCGAAGUAGGAUUGAAGAGCUUGAAGCACAGCUCCAUGAGGCAGAGGAUAUUAUAGCAGACCUUAGAGUAGAGUUGAAAGAGACUAAAGGUGAACUGCAGAAGAUGAGGAACAAAGAAGUGCAACCUUUAAAUGGACAACUUCCAAAGGUGGAUGCAACUUCUCCUGAAAAUGGAACAUAUAAUGACAGACUAAAUACAACUGAACUCAUGUCAGCCUCUCCUUCAGAUUCUGGAUUUGAAAUUUUGCCCACAUCUGAUAUAAAGGAUACACCUAUGCAUCAGAGGGUUCUGGACAAUAUGGGCUGUAAUACAACAAGACAGACUGAAUCUUCAAGUGAUUCUCAUUUGGAUAAUUAUUAUGCUGAUAAUCCUGAUUUGGCGCCCAUCAUCAUGAGAAGCAAAGAGCCUGAGCUGUACAGAAAUGGACGUACUCAGAGAAUUCGGGCACUUGAAAGCAACUUGCUGAAUGGAGAAUUGCCUCAUGAAGAUACAGCUGAUCAGUACUCACUCAUAAAGAAUGAAUCAGUCAUUGAAGCAGAUGGAAAAGGUGAAGGAUUACAUACUGUACCCUCUUUCAAGGCCAAGAAUAUGGAUAGAAUGAAGAACCUAGCUGAGUUAGAAGAUGGAAAGCAGCUAAGUGGUAGCAGCAAUGAGGAUCAGCCUGUUAAGGUUAUUUGGAGACUUCGGAGAAGAAGAACUCGAUAUGGGACUCGGAAAACUACUUCACGGAAGCCUUUUCCUCAUCAGCUCAUAAAAUCUUCUCAACCAUCUCCUGUUCUUUCCCACUGCAAAACAUAUUCAGAUUCAAUCACUGACAGAGUCAAAUCUGGUGAGGGAGCCUGUACUGUGUCCUCUCCCAAGGGCGAUGAUAUGGAUUAUGUGAAAAAUUAUACUGAGUUGGGACAAAAAAUGCAGCAUAAUGGCAUCUGUUACAAAGAUCAAGCAUUUAAAUCUACGUACAGAAGAUACACAAAAAGAGAUGUAAGAUAUAGUGCCGCUUUUGAGCCCUCAUGCAGAUCUCCUCUUGAUCAGCUCACUGAGUCUAGUCAACCAUCUUGUUUUCUAUCCCAUUGCAACACCAAUUCAUGUUCAGUCAGUAGCAAUGUUAAAUCUGGUGAAGAACAAUUGCAGAUAGCUGAAAAUGAGGCUAAGAUGAAGCCACCAACCCGUUUGAAUCCAGGGUUGACUUUGAUUAAAACUGACAUAGAUCCUAUAUCUGGAUCUGUAAAUGUUACAUUGAGUGUCAAGGAUGUCAAUAAAUCUGGAGCUGUUCAGAUUGCUGCAAAUGAUGACACAGAGUUGGCGGAUGAGCACAUGUCAGUAAAAAAGGAUGCUGCAGGGAGUUCUAGGCUUCUGAGUUGCAAAUUGAACCUUGAGAUGGUUGAUGCACAAUCAAUGAAUUCUGAUUCAAUUGAUACAAAUGCAUCUGAAGCAGCUAAUGGAAGUCCAAGUCAGGGUGACAACAAUAGGCUUCUUAAGUACACUUUCCAGAGGAAGAGGAAGAAAGAAUCCUUGAACAAUCCCGAUGAGAACUCUUCACCUGAAAAGAGCACUAUUAAAAGGAGGGCAAUGAGGAAACAAAAUGGAGCACCAGAAGGCCAGAAAUCUAACUUGAUAAAUCAAUCGUCUAGGGACAGUCGUAGACUGGCUCAAGUUGCUCGUCAGCUUAUUUCCUUAUCAGGAAAAAGGUGGUGAUAAAUGAUAAUAGAGCAGUUUUGAUAAAAUUGCUUAUUUCAAAGAAACCCCUUGAACGGCAGGAGGCAUAGUAAGAGAGAGCUAAAGCUUCCCAAUCAAUAAUCGUGUGUGCUAUAUAUUCUUUAAGUUGUGAGCAUCUAUGUACCCUUAAAAAUUAUCUGUCGCUGUACCUUAUUCUUUUUGCAUGCUAUUUAAUCUCAAUUUUCGCUUA
Messenger RNA from Vitis vinifera (wine grape), 2233 nucleotides. RefSeq lists its product as uncharacterized. Lineage: Eukaryota; Viridiplantae; Streptophyta; Magnoliopsida; Vitales; Vitaceae. Bases 121 to 2022 code for a protein of 633 amino acids. The record is from RefSeq and is a predicted model, not a curated record. The transcript has 4 exons.